AUUCCCCUUCCUUUGUCCCCGCAGAGGUGGAGGCGGAGGAGGUGCAAGUGGUGGAGGGCUACAACGCGACCCUCCCGUGCACCAUCAACGCGCCUCCCCACGACUCCCCGCUCCUCACCCUGUGGUACCUGGGCGAGGACGAGACCCCAGUGUACAGCUACGACCAGCGGCUGGGUGUGAGCGGCGAGUCGUGGGCGGACCCGCAGGUGUUCCAGGGCCGCGCACACUACCUCGCGCACCUCAGCCCCUGCCAUGCUCAUAAUGCGCGCCACGGUGGACGACGCGCACAUUUACCGCUGCAGGGUGGACUUCCAUAAUUCCAACUCAAGAGUGGCGUGGGUCAAGCUGGAAGUCAUUGUGCCGCCGGAGAGGGUGGAGAUCAUCCCUGAGCGGUCUCCUGUGAAGCCCGGGGACAAAAACGAUGUCGUGUGCCGGGCCGUGGGAGGCAAGCCUCCCGCCAGCGUGGUGUGGGUGCAGGGGGGCCGCGUGGUGGAUCCCAACAGUACCGUGGAAGGGGAUGGGACCUUCAACAGCCUGGAGGUCCCUGCAUCGAGACGGGACCUUUCCAUCCCCUUCAUCUGCCAGGCUUCCAAUAAUGACGUCACGGAGCCCGUCACCGCCUUCUACACGCGUAAUGUUACUUGCGGGCCCGUGAACGUCAAGGUGACAGCCUCCGAGAACCCACUGGUGGAGGGCAGGGAGGCGGAGAUCACCUGCAGGGCCACAGGCAGCAACCCGCCUGCCGUGAUCACGUGGUACAGAGAAGGGCGGACCAUGGAUGCUCAGGACAUUAACGUGACGCGGCAGGACACGGAGACAGUGAGUGUGCUGAGCCUGGUCCCCGCGAGGCAGCAUCACGGGCUCCAGUUGCUGUGUCGAGCAGAGAACCCCUCGCUUCCACUGGCGGCACUCGAGCAAAUCUUCGUCCUUAACGUCGCCUACCGCCCCAAGGCAGAGCUGAGGGUGGAAUGGCCGCAGGAUUUUGAUCUUCUGACGGAGGGAGGUGAUCUGUUCUUGGAGUGUAUGGUGGAGUCCAACCCGGAGCCUUACAAGAUUAAAUUCUUCCAUGACGGACACGAACUGGUGCAUAACGUGAGCAAGAAGAUCCUGGUGACGAAGGCUUCCCUGGCCCUACAGGAGGUCUCCCGCCACACUUCGGGACGCUACCAGUGCCUUGCCUCCAACGUGGAAGGGGACGCGCUCAGUAACAAUCUCACCAUCGCCGUUAAGUACUCGCCUCGCUGCGUCCUCACACCCGGGGUCGUUGGCGCGGCGCUUGGGCAGGUGACCAACGUGACAUGCCGUGUGGAGGCCGACCCCCCUAACGUGACUUUUAUGUGGAGCUUCAGCAAUGCCGCCAGACACUCCAGAAGUCGCCCCAUUGACAAGGAUAUGUACACCACAUCGGGCCUCACCAGCGUGCUACAGUACAAGCCCAGCACGGUGCGGGACUACGGUACACUGUCCUGCUACGCCAACAACACGGUGGGGACACAGCGGGAACCAUGCACCUUCACCCUUGUUACUGCAGGGCCACCAGAAAGGGUCACCAACUGCUCUGUGUUCAACGUGACUUCACACACGGCCGAGGUCAGCUGCUCGCCUGGCUUCAACGGAGGUCUUCCCCAAAGCUUCCUUCACCAGGUUAGGGUGGCGGAUACUGGGCAGGUGCUGUACAACGUGACCUCGGACGACCCAGGCUUCGUGGUCAAGCUACUGGGACCAGGGAGGCAGUAUGAGGCCGUGGUGAUGGCUUACAAUGGGCACGGCAACUCCAGACCAGCCGUCCUGCCGCUUCUUACACUCACGGAGGCCGACAUGCAUAAGAUAUCCUCCGUUCCAGGUCUUCCUUCCCGCCCCAAGCCCCGCCGCCUGGUGUGGGUGCUGGGCGUGGUGGUGGGCGUGGUGGUGGGCGUGGCAGGGGCGGCCGCGGGAGUGUGGUGGGUGCGUGGGCGUGGCAGUUCCCACACCUUGAGGAACCGUGAGGACUGCAUGACCAAGUUACACAAGCCUGACCUAACAGGUAACGGGAGGGACGCAGGGGACGCGAUGGGUGUGAAUGGCGUGGUUCAGCAUACGAUUUACGAUUCUAUGGGCCGGUACCGUGGCUUUGCUCACCUCCAGCAGAACGACAUGUACCAGAAUAGCAUGAUGACUACCUCUGUCGCUGCCACCUCCGCCGCCACCCCCACACCCUCCGCUCCGCCCGCUGAGCCCCCCAGCAGCCUCACCUCCAAAUUCUCGCUCAUCAGGAAGGGAAAGCCAUCCACCACGCCUGCUCCUCCAAUAGACCCAAAGUGCGGAACCGAGGCAAUGAACGGGCGAGGAGUGGGAGCGGGCAUAGGAGGAGGCGGGCUGGGAGACAGAGGAGGAGGCAGCGCUGGGGGAAGCGGAGAGGGAGGAAGUGAAGGAGGAAGAGGUGGAGGUGGAGAGGAGGAAAAGUCCGAAGCACCGUGGCAGAGGGUCAUCAGCCAACUGACUUCCUCGAGCAAUGAGAGCAAGUUCUUCGACGUGUGGCGGAUCACUGGCGUGAGGAGCGCCAAGCAACAAGCCCCGAAUGAGAGCGUCCUAUAAGGCGGGCGAGGGAGAACUGUGUGUGUGUGUGUGUGUGUGUGUGUGUGUGUGUGUGUGUGUGUGUGUGUGUGUGUGUGUGUGUGUGUGUGUGUGUGUGUGUGUGUGUGUGUGUGUGUAGGAACGUUGAGUAUUUAGACGUAUAAUGAAACAGGUGAAGAUAUACGUUGACGGAACUAGUUGAGAGCCUUUUACUGCGAAGGAAUUGAAAGGAAGAAUCUACAGAGAGAGAGAGAGAGAGAGAGAGAGAGAGAGAGAGAGAGAGAGAGAGAGAGAGAGAGAGAGAGAGAGAGAGAGAGAGAGAGAGAGAGAGAGAGAGAGAGAGAGAGAGAGAGGUUUACCUGUCCUAGCGAUACUAUUAAAAUAAAUACUUCCACUUUAUCCCUUUUUUGGAUCAGGAGUUGAAGAAGUUAAAAAAAAAAGAAUAUACCAUUACUAAUCUAGCCUUCCUUCUUCACGACCACCAUCACCCUCCUCCCCAGACCUUCUCCUCGUCCUCCUCUUCCAUUUAUUACUCUUGAGCACCAGUACCUCAGACACGGCAGACUAGUUAACAUAUAUUUUGUGGCCAAGUAGCUUUUGUACAUCGUCUCUUGGAACAGAAAGACGUCCUUCAGUGUAAAUAGAAUACAGAACAAAUAUAUACAGAGAAAAAUAAAUAUAUAUGGAGGAAAGUUUGAGAGAAGGAUGAACUAAUACUGAUAAACUCUACAUGUAUGAAAGAAAAAUAUAAGUGAAAGUGAGGAUCUAUAUAAAUAUUGUGAAGUUAAUCAAAAGUUCUGUCCGCCUUACUCUAAUAGGUGUUGAUGUUAAGGUGAUCAUCAAUCAGUCCUUUCUUACGUUUGUGUGUCUGUGUGUUUGUAUGAAGGUGACGAUGUUUUGGUUACCUGUUGUUGUUGGUUGGUUUUGAUGUGACGGUCCAAGGUGUGUGAGUUUUGUGUUUCUGGAUGUUUUGUGUGUUUUCUGUCCUAUACAAAAUAAAAAGAAAAUGAUGUUUUACUGAAAACAAAUGAUACGAAUUUUUUUCUUUUUAUUAUUAACAUUUGAAAUGAAAUCCUUACUUAAGGUUUCCAGUAGUGUAGCUAACAAAAUACUAAUGGAGAUACAAUGAAAAAAAAUAAAGAAAAGUUAAACGGAAAAAAAUUAUAAGAAACUACAUAUCAAGAUUAAAGUGACUAGGAAUAUGUAUAUUUUUUUCCUGUACUACAUCAGCUUCCGAAGGCUGUCAGGGGUUGGUGUGGGGCUGUCCUGGCGCUGCUGCUCAGGACUGGGCUAUAUUACUCCUUGCUGUGCAUUUGUACAUAACCUGUGCCAAAAUACAUGUAAUAAAUGGUCUAAAAAGUACAUCAUGUGCUCGCCUCACGUACUUA
Molecule: messenger RNA, 3941 nt
Organism: Scylla paramamosain (green mud crab)
Lineage: Eukaryota; Metazoa; Arthropoda; Malacostraca; Decapoda; Portunidae
Product: nephrin-like
Exons: 15
Coding region: 253-2574 (773 amino acids)
Molecular function (GO): protein binding
Source: RefSeq, a predicted model, not a curated record